AUUCAAAUUGUCCAACCUAUAAAUCUACAUUUUUAAGUUUUCGUAAUUAGUAGUUAACUUUAUAUAUAUUAUUGUUUAGGUACUUGAAUAGGUUGAAACAAAUGGUUAAAAAUAGAUCGCAUGUAGAAGGGUCGAUUUGCGAGGCAUAUCUAUGUCAAGAGACUUCUCAUUUUUGUUCAUAUUAUUUUGAGUCUCAUGUGCAAUCUUUGAGAAAUAAAGUAUGUCGAAAUGAUGAUGGGGUUCAAGAUGAUGAUGUUCAACAUACUUUAUCAAUUUUUAAUCAUCCUGGUCGCUUAGCUGGAACUCGUAAGAGUCGGUAUUUGGAUGAAAAAGAAUUAGCUGCUGCACAUUUGCAUAUCCUACUAAAUUGUGAAGAAGUCCAACCAUUUAUUGAAUGCUUUGUGAAAUAUUUGGAAGAAAGUCAUCCAAAUAUAUCUCAAGCUGUCGUGGACGGUAGGAUUGCAUCUGAAUUUCCAAGUUGGUUUCAAGCAUAUGUACAUGACAAAAAUAACAUGGUGCAAGAUUUGUAUUUGCACCAGUUAGCAUAUGGUCCUAAGAGGAAGGUUUAUACUUGGCCUAUUUAUUAUGUCAAUGGUUUUAAGUUUCACACCGAAGAAUGGAGUGCUGGAAAAAAACCAUUAAUUGUGGAGUUUGUGUCAAAGGUGACGAUGAAGGAGUUGAAGAAAAUUAUUAUUAUGGGAAUAUUAAAGAGAUUAUGCAAGUUGAAUACCUGGGAGAACCAACCAAACAAUUAGUUUUAUUUAAUUGUGAAUGGUUUGAUGUUGUUGCCAAUCGUGGCAUGAAAGUUCAGCACCAAUAUGGCAUUGUGGAGGUUCAUCACCGUAGAAGAUAUUCAAAUUAUGAUCCUUUCAUAUUUGCAACAAAUGCUAUUCAAGUUUAUUAUGUACCAUACCCAGGAAAAUUAAAAGAAAAGAUUGAUUGGUGGGUUGCCAUUAAAACAAAACCUAGAGGCAGAGUCGAUGAUCGAUACACAUUAGAGGUUGCAUAUCAAGAUUCAACAACAACUACAACAAGUGUAGAUUUUGUAGCAAAUGAUGAGUUACUUGACCAUUUAAGAGAUGAAGGGGAAUAUGAGGAAAUAGAAAUGAGUAUUGAGGAACUAGAAAAAGAACAUGAUGAGAAAGACGAGGAGAACGAGGACGAAUUUGAUUUAGAAAAUGAUUUAGAAUACUCCGAGUAUCAAGAUGAUGGCACUAACAUUGAUAUUGAUGAUGAUGGUGAUGAUGAUGAGAUGAUACAUGGACAUAAUGAUUAUUAAAU
Molecule: messenger RNA, 1281 nt
Organism: Vicia villosa (hairy vetch)
Lineage: Eukaryota; Viridiplantae; Streptophyta; Magnoliopsida; Fabales; Fabaceae
Exons: 3
Coding region: 102-755 (217 amino acids)
Source: RefSeq, a predicted model, not a curated record